UUGAUAAACUUCGGUUUUGGCUUCAAGUUUGUUUGGAGAGGUAGAGAUGUUUAUUUGUAUCGAUCCAUCUAAUCAUAGCUGAUUUAAGGGAUUAAUGCCAAUAAAUUUCUUGAGUAGGCAGCCGGUUUGCAUUCGGCUUUCGGCGUAACAUUAAUUAACCCAUCGAUAAGGAUUAAGAGGUAAAGAUAUUUUGUAUUAGAAUUCAAGUACAUUGCAUAAAGGACGGCACCUUGGUAAGGUGUAAGAUUACGCAUAAACUAGUACCUAGUUAGUGUUGGGACACAAGAUCCUCGGCUUAGGGACAAACUAUCGGCCUUCAUCCUUCGGUUGAAAGCAAAGAGAGACUAACUCAAUUUUUUGUGUUUAAGUUUCCAAAUAUUAAACCUAAUAGAAAUUUUAGGGGAAGAUUUUCAGUAAUAUAUUUAAUAUUUUAAACAAAUAACUUUAAAAAAUUACAUUUACGAAAUUACAUAAUACUUCGUUAAUAAGCUCCUAACCAUUAAGCUAAAAUUUAAAUAUCUUACGUAAGAUUAUUUAUUAGAUGUAACAGUAAUCCAAAGAAAACACUGGUGUUGAAGUAAAUGUUUUAUUUUACAUUAGACCGUAUGUGUUAUUCUAUUUCUAUAAGAUUUCACGCAAAAGUUGUUUCCUAAUAUUAAUUUAUUCGCUCUCAAGUAGUCAUGGAUAUCAUCAUACCUCAAAAGCCUCCAAAACUCCCAUCACUACGCAGUGAAAGUGUCUGUUAUGUCACCAGCGGCCCUGCGCAGCAGUCGCGCGCAGACUGCCAUGCCGCGCGCACGCUGACAUGUCACCAAACAUGCCGAAUAUGAUCGCGAUCUUACUGCUACUGUGUAGUGCCUUCGCGGCGGAGCUGAAGGAAAAUCCGAGGGAAGAACGACUAAGAAGCGCCUUAAUUGACGCUUUCCAGAAUAUAAAAGGUGCUAAACUCCCUGAGGGAAACUCGGAUUUGAUCGGAUCAGUGCUAACUAAAUCUUCAACAACUGAAGAUUCUUUCGAUUUAUUCGCGGACGAUGACGGUUUAACGUUUGCAGAAGCUUUCGAGCAACCUAAAACUUCGAGCACUGAAAAAUCGCACUACGUCCAGCAUAUAAUAAAGAGCGCUAGAGAGAAAACUACUUCGAAACCGAAGGAUGUUUUAACGAAAUUGAGCGAUUCCAUACGAAAUACAGUGAACGAAAGCAAGGCUUGGAGGAGUAACUCCUCAAUGGUUGGUAUUGAAGAGAUGCUGAAGGUAUUCGAUGCCGAUAUAUUAGUGAGUCAGUGGGAUGAGCUGCAGAAAGCGGUGAACGGGACCUGCCUGGAGGACAUGCAGGAGUACAUCGAAGGACUAAAGGAGAAGAACCUUUGGGCCCUGAAAAUGGAGGACGCGAGCGGCCGCUAUACUGCCAUGUUCUACUGGGGGAACAACUACUGGACUGGCUCUGCCGAGCUCUGCCACGUCCUCAACGAGCGACACGCCGUGUCCAAACACAGGAACAAGAGCGGUUCCCAGAUCUUUGCGGACUGGCGCGAGGACGUCUCCAUGACUGGUUUUGGGCCUCCCUUCGACGCGGCCUUCUACAACGUACGGCUCUCGGCCUCGUCCGACGACCCUGAUAUUAUCAAAACUCGCCGAACCCUCCACCUUGGCCUCUGCCUGCCGGCCUCGUGCACUCGCGAGGCUGUAGGCGCGCUGGUGCAGGCCUCGCGAGCCCCGCUGCUCAAGUUCAAGGUCACAGCGGUGCGCUCUCCCGACCAUGGUGGCUAUAACUUCUUGGAGGAUAAGACGUUUCAGGUUUUGUUUGGCGUAUGCUGCGUACUGGCAAUCGUCCUGAUCUCCGCGACGGCGUACGACAUGAAGUUGGCGCGCGCCGUGCGUCGGCGUCGCCGCCGCGCCGCCAACAUGGCCGCCGAGGGUGAUGUCAGGCUCGAUCUGAACCCGCAACAUGCUAUCAACGUCGCCAAAGGCAAAUCGAUGUACAAUGUGAACAACAACAUUACGAUCAACACGAACAACUCAGAGGAACACCUCACGUCUGAGACAUCGUCCACACAGGAGGAUCAACUCAAACUCAGCGUCUGGUCGGAACUGCUGCUCUCAUUCUCGAUGAAGGCCAACAUCCUGCAGAUCUUCGACCAGUCCGUCGGCUCUGAUACGGUGCCCGUGGUCCAUGGUUUGCGGUCACUUUCCAUGGUGUGGGUCAUCUUUGGACACACCUGCAUCGUUGUAUUCAAGUACGCGGACAACACGGCGCUACGAGCAAUCCUGGAGAAGAGCUUCUGGUUCCAGCUCAUCAUCAGCGCCGUAUACAGCGUAGACACGUUCUUCUGUCUCGGUGGCAUGCUGGUUUCAUUCCUGUACUUCCGGACCAACGCGAAGGGCAAACUCGACCUGCUGACCAAGGGCAGGAGGAAGAUCACCUCUGGGCUGCUACAAUUCUUUGGCCUCAUGGGAUACAGAUUUGCCAGACUGACAGCACCCUACCUCUUCAUGCUGGGUAUAGUGGAGGUGACGAUGAAAUGGUUCGCGCAUAACGCCGUCUUCGAGCCUCCAGCGAUGGAUCAUGAAACCUGCCCCAAGUACUGGUGGAGGAACCUGCUGUAUAUCAACACCUUGUUCCCCGUUGACCAGAUGUGCAUGUUGUGGAGUUGGUACCUCUCCGAUGACACCCAGUUCUACGCUGUCAGCGCCAUUCUACUCAUUCUAGCCACCAGCCACUUCAAACUCUCCGCGGCCCUGACCUUCGUCUUCUUCAUAUCCUCGCUCCUGACGACCGGCUACGUGUCCUGGAGCAACGACCACAUCCCGUCCAACGAGGAUCCGUUCACGCAGUUCGACAAGAUCUACGACAAGCCCUGGACCAGGCUCGGGCCGUAUCUGGUCGGCAUGGCGGUUGGAUGGAUACUGUUCAAGACCAAUCUUAAGAUUAAGAUGAGCAGGGUGUGGGCGUGGGUGGGCUGGGUGAUUUGCACAGCUACCUUCCUCUUCCUGAUCUUCGGCCUUUACAAGACGGAGCUGAGCGUGGCCACUGCGGCAGUAUACAGCGCCGUGUCCCAUUCUCUAUGGGCGGCUUGCGUGGGCUGGGUCAUCAUAGCCUGUUCCUCAGGGCAUGGAGGCUGGGUGGAACCGCUGCUCUCAGCGCCGGUCCUCUACCCGUUCUCCAGAGUAACGUACUGCGCGUACUUGGUACAUCCCGUCGUACUCCGAUACGUGGCCAUGCACCUCACGCACCCUAUACACCUGGGGGAACUACUCGUGGUAAGUAUCCAGUCUCUACCCCUCCAUAGUAACGUACUGUACGUACUUAGUGCACCCCGUCGUGUUCCGAUACGUCGCCAUGCACCUCACGCACCCUAUACACCUGGGGGAACUACUCGUGUUCGUGUUAUUCCUGGGGCUGACUGUGAUAUCAUACUUUAUGGCGUUCGUGAUAUCCGUAGCAUUCGAGGCCCCAAUAGUGACCAUGCUCAAGAUCCUGUCUCCACAGCGCAAGCCACACCGUGUUUGAGCUUAUGCCUCGAUAAUACCAUAUCUGAAAAGGCUAGGCCUCGGCCGCACCGAGUCUAAUAGUCUUAGGCCUCAUCAAAUAUCUUAGACUCAGAUGCACUUUGCUUUUAAGUCUAGGGCUCAGUAACAUCAUGUUUAAAAGUCUGAUGCUUAAGCUACAGUACUUUAAAGUCUUAGACCUCAGUCAUACAGUGUCUUAAGCCUUGGCAUCACCGUGUUCGAAGGUCUUAGGCGUCGACUACAACUUGUCUGAGCCUUAAGCCUUAGUGGCGACGUGUUUAAAAGACUUAAGCCUCUAAAACCAACGACUAACUAUGUUUUAAGUUAGGUUUACAUUUGUUUUCUUGUAUCAAAUGCUGGCAUGAGGCGUGUGUAACAUUCGCUUAAACUAUACAGACCUCAAAAUUUACACAAGUAUCAAGUAUCACAACCGACAGAGACACUAAUAGUUGGAAUGAAAGGUAUAUAUUGCUAUCUUGCUCUAACAGAUAGCUGCGCCUCACGAUAAGUUGUGUAUUACAUUUAAGUAUGUUACGUCUGUAGACCGCAUUAGGACCAUCACACACUGAUCUUAAAAUAAUAGUCUAAAAUUCCCACCGCUUGGUAACCUAGUAAAAUGACAAUUCGACCCAAUCGUCUCGCUUUUGUACAGUAGCUAUCAGAUAUAUCGGACCGGCCAAAGUGUUCACAAAUAUCUGAACACAGUUUUUAUUGUCAAGACGUUAAAGUGCAUGUUCAGAUAUUUUUUAACACCUUGGCUGCCCCGAUGUAUCUGAUGGCCACUGUGCCAAUAUUGUACUAAAAUUACAGAUUGGUUGGUAAUAUUAGUCUAAUCGAAUUGCCAGUUUAACAUCUCAGAUCGGCGACGAUAUACAGUGUGGAAGAAACUAAUAGGCCCUGGAGGGAAAGUGCCUUAAAACGUUAAAUCAGCUCAUUUUACUUAAAGGAAAUAUUCUUUUAUUUUUAAAAAGAAUCAUAACUUUAUUCAAGUCUUUUUUCAAAUUGUUUGUCUCGUCCAGAAAUCGAACCGACUAAAAAUUCCAAAAAAUUAACUAGUCGCUAUUUUAUUCUGCUAGUCGAUACAGAUAAUGUGUAUAAAAAUAUCUUUGUCUAAGUACCUACAACACAAGUUUCAUUUAAAAAAGAAAGUUAAUUAGGUCUACACUCGUCUGUGGUAUUAAAUAUCCAUAAAAUCGAAUAUUUAGUUCACAAGAUUUUUUGGAAGACAAGGGUAAUUUGUAAAAAAUGUUCGAAUACUUACUUAGUUAUGUUUUGGUUACAUUAAAAAAAAAGUAUUGUGAAUUGUUUCCUUUAAGUAAAAUGAGCUAGUUUAAGGUUUUAAGGCACUAAUAGUUAUUCUAGUUCGUUGUCUGGGAUGUAAAAACAUGGUAUAUAGGUCAAUUACAGAGCCCAAUGACAUUCAGAUUUUUUAGUUUAAGAACCGUGUGCUGGCCCUUAGAGCGGGGUCACUGUCCGAUCCAAUAUCGGAUGAGCUUUGGAGAAAAACAGCUGCUAGAAAAGGCCCUAUGGCGUCAAAUCCUUUUAUUUUUGCCUUACCGCUUUCUUUUUAAACAACAAACAAUCGAAACAAAACGGAUCGGACUAAGCGAAAACUUUUAUAACCUGUCAAGCCAUUUCUGUCAGCAGAAAAAAGCGGCAAAUUAAAAAAAGUAGGCGCGAAUGGUUAUCGUACCAUAGAUAUUUUGAUUUCGCGCCUUUUUCUACUGACAAAGUUGUUUGACAGACAAGUUGGCACCAAUGAGGCCCAUAGAUUUGUUGUUAUUAUUCUGCAUUGCAUAUUUUAGCCUGUAAGUCUUAAGUAGUACGUUUCUCGCUGUAUUUGAAGCCUAUGCAAAAUACUACAACUCAAAAAAUAGCGAGUUGCUAAUCCGCGUGGUAGAUUGAUUUUUAUGAAUAUGAACAUUUUAAAAAGUUUUGACUUAUAGUUUGGUAAGCCAUUUCCGUCAGUAUUAAAAGGCGGCAACUUCAAAAAAUUGUAUUACUCGACUUUUUCUACUGACCACUACUGACAAAAUAGGCUUGUCAAAGUAUAUCUGCACGAUUAAUUUAAGUUUGUUUAUGUUUUAAAAAUUAAUAGUAAAAUGCCAAAUAAUAUUAAAGUCAAAACUUUGGGUUUCGUUGAUCGGAUGGCGAUAAAAGAAAUUUAAUAGUACUUCUACAUUCCCUGAUUUAGUCUAGUUAUUUGUUAAAUUUAUUUAAAUUAUUGAAUAAGUGUUCAAAUGAAAAUUAUUGUUCAAAAAAAGUGCAAUUGUAUACUAUGAGGUUAGAGUUAAAACUUACAAAAAAAAACGUACAAAUUUUCAUUUAUUACCAGGGACUGAUUACCGUAAUUCAAGGUUUCAUUUUCAUACAAAUUAGUGUAAGGCUUGAGUGGCCGCUCGAGUUGAGCGUGCAGCGCGGCGGGGCGUGCGGCGUGCAUGU
Molecule: messenger RNA, 5950 nt
Organism: Cydia pomonella (codling moth)
Lineage: Eukaryota; Metazoa; Arthropoda; Insecta; Lepidoptera; Tortricidae
Product: O-acyltransferase like protein-like
Exons: 15
Coding region: 806-3568 (920 amino acids)
Molecular function (GO): acyltransferase activity, transferring groups other than amino-acyl groups
Source: RefSeq, a predicted model, not a curated record